UGGCAAUCUCAUAAUUUCCCGCUGCAUUAAACGCGGCUUCACUUUCCACACUUUCGUACAAAACUUUUUCAUUUUAAAUUCCAUUUUACUUCAAAAACAAUUAAAUUAAAUUUAUUUUCUUUUGUUAGGAAUAUUUCCCUCAGUGAAAAAAAAACCCGUGAACUCACUUUUUUUGGUUCAACUACAAAUGCAUUUUGUUUCACUUUUUUCACACUAGCGAACACAGAUACUCUUUCUCUCUAUUCUUUCACUCCUUUUCUCUGUCACUGUGUAACUGAAGAGUACAAAUUUUCUGAAUCGUUGAAGCAACGAAGUUUCAGAUCUCCUUUUAAUUCGAUUUUGAGGAAAUAAUUGAAAGUGAAAUUGAAGAGUUGGAGAGAGAUUUGUUCAUGGAAUCAAGGAGAUGAAGUUUUAUAUAUCUGCAAAGGGAAUAAAGAGAGUUACGAUAUCAAACGGUGGAAGUAAAGGAUCGGGUAAGGAUACGACGGCGGUGACGGGAGGGAAUCCGGCUGGUAGUAUUUUCUCAGGUCGCCGGAUUUCACUCCGGACGGUGCUUCCGGUGGUGUUGGUUCUCGGGAUCUUGUUGCCGUUUGUGUUUGUUAGAGUUGCGAUUUUGGUGCUUGAAUCUGCUACUUUUUGCUCAUCAUUGGAAUGUGCUGGGUGGAGGUUUUUCAGUGGAGCUGACACGUCACUGCAACUCAGAGAUGAGCUGACCAGAGCGCUAAUGGAAGCAAAUGACGGCAAUGUUAAUGAUAAUGAAGGCGCAGGAUCAUUCAACGAGCUUGUGAAUGAGAUGGUCUUAAAACAAGACCUCAAAGCUUUUGCUUUCAAGACCAAAGCCAUGCUAUCACAAAUGGAACACAAAGUGCAAACAGCAAAACAGCAGGAGUCAGUUUAUUGGCAUCUGGCUUCAUAUGGUGUUCCGAGAAGUCUACACUGUCUUUGUCUUAAGUUGGCUGAAGAAUAUGCUGUAAAUGCCAUGGCUCGAUCUCGUCUACCUACUCCCGAAUUCGCUUCUCGUCUUGUUGACCCUACUCUUCAUCACCUAGUUCUCCUAACUGAUAAUGUCCUUGCUGCCUCUGUUGUUGUGACCUCUACAGUUGAAAAUUCAUUCAACCCUGAAAAAUUAGUUUUUCAUAUUAUUACCGACAAAAAAACUUAUGCUUCAAUGCAUGCUUGGUUCGCCACCAAUUCUGUUGAACCAGCUGUUGUUGAAGUUAGGGGAUUACACCAAUAUGAUUGGUCUGAAGUAAUGAAUUCUGGUGUUAAAGAGAUGCUGGAAACUAAUAACUUAAUUUGGAAGCAAUACUACGACAAACAAAAGAACAUUGAUAAUAGUAAUUUGGACGCUUUAAGGCCCAGCAGCCUUUCCUUGAUGAAUCAACUCCGCAUUUAUAUGCCAGAGCUUUUUCCGGAUCUCAAAAAGAUAGUAUUCUUGGAUGAUGACGUUGUAGUACAACGUGACUUAUCUUCUUUGUGGGACUUGGAUCUUAAUGGAAAAGUCGGUGGUUCAGUAUACAAGUCAUGGUGUGAAGACAACUGCUGCUCUGGAAGUAAAUACUUGAACUACUUGAACUUUUCACAUCCUCUCAUAUCAUCAAAUUUUGAUGGUGAACAGUGUGGAUGGCUCUACGGCAUGAAUGUAUUUGAUCUUGAUGCUUGGCGAAGAACAAACAUAACAGAGACCUACCGGAAAUGGUUGAAACUUAACCUCAAGUUUGGGACAGCGUUAUGGAAUCCAGGAGUGCUUCCACCUGCCUUAAUUGCAUUUGAUGGUCAAGUGCAUCCUAUAGAUUCAUCAAUGCUUGUGACUGAUUUAGGCUAUCGCUAUAAAUCUGAAGAAAUUAGCAAAGAGAGAUUAGAAGCUGCUGCUGUUAUCCAUUUCAGUGGCCCUGCAAAACCAUGGCUUGAAAUUGGUUUCCCAGAGUAUCGAAGUUUAUGGAGUAGAUAUGUAAAUGUCUCAAAUAAGUUUAUUAGGAGAUGUAGAAUUUUAGGGUGAAGGGACAAAGUUCUUCCACCUCAUAUAUUUAUUAAGAUUGCACCAUUGAUACCGUGUUGGAUUAGAGGGAAGAAGCUUCCGCCUUCAGUCUCUGAUUCAUACGUUCGUUCUGCAUGAUAUCGAUUACACCAUGUUCAUAAUCAUAUAGAUAGUAAAUAGAUGAAGCUACCAAGAAAUAUCUUACUAGAAGCAGUAUCUGCAGUUAAGAAAGAUAUAAUCAUCAUUGAUUUAACUGUCUGACAAUACUGUAAAUUUGUUUUUGAAAUGGAGAAAUUGUUUAUGUUUCAAAAUUUCAUUGAGACAGUUCUGAAAUCUUGUUGCAUAAAACUCUAGGUAAUCGCUUAGAGACAGACAGCUUUAGAUUUCGUCCUUUUGGUCUUGUAAGUUCCUAUAUUGGAGCCAUCAAAUUUAGUUUGCUAUCUCUUGUCAAAAAAAAAAAAAAUUUAGUUUGUUAUCAUUGUUGUGUUACUUACACUGGUUAUUGUAGUAUUGUGUAGUGCUAUGAACACAAAUAGUGGAAAAGAGUUUAACAUCUGUACAGAUGUAACUGAUGAGAAACUGAAAUUAAUGUUCAAUUAUAUUUAUUUUUAAUAAAAUAUUUCAUGUUAGUUCUCCCCUA
Messenger RNA from Trifolium pratense (red clover), 2618 nucleotides. RefSeq names its product probable galacturonosyltransferase 15. The record is from RefSeq and is a predicted model, not a curated record. NCBI's taxonomy places the organism in Eukaryota, Viridiplantae, Streptophyta, Magnoliopsida, Fabales, Fabaceae. The transcript has 6 exons. Gene Ontology annotation, molecular function: polygalacturonate 4-alpha-galacturonosyltransferase activity. The coding region runs from base 404 to 1999 and encodes 531 amino acids.